UCUGUGCUAGAGUCCGCUCGUUCACCUCGACAGGAUCAGCAAUUAAAAUUUAUCUUUCAGUUUCUAUUCUUGGUCAUGGAUGAUUUUGUGCGAAACAAACUGACUGAAUGGAAACUAAGUGACUGGAUUGAUGCAUUUGAAGCUCAAGAAAUUGAUGAGGAAAGUCUGUAUCAUCUCAAUGAUCAGGAAAUUGAUCAAUUGAUCACAAAAGCUGGACCUAGAGUAAAAUUCAAGGAAAAACUAAAGAUGUUAAAGGAAGAGCAAAAUACAACCCAACCACAAAAAGAAGCAGUCAAUACUUCUGGUCAAGAUUUUCCAUCCAUAAGUGAAAGAGGAAAGAGAAAGUCAGAUCAUCUUCAGAGUGAGACCAGAAAAUGGCAACCACCUCUUAAAAAACAAUACAACUGUGCAGCAAGAUCACAGUCAGAAACAGAAAUACUGUCUGAUGUCAAAAACAUAAUGAGAUGUGUCAGUGAAGGACUACAUGGCCGUGACAAGCUCAGUGCUUUCCUAAAAGAUAAAAUCAAGAAUUUAGAGACAGAAAGGAGACACCUGGUUGGUGUCUUUGGUAAAACUGGGGCUGGAAAGAGCUCUUUAAUCAAUGCCAUCAUAAAUAAGGAGGGCCUGUUGCCUUCUGGAAGUGUCAGUGCAUGUACCUCAGUGAUGAUAAAGGUGGAGGCUACCAAUGGAUCAAAGUAUGAGGCACACAUCGAGUUCAUUACAAAAGAGGAUUGGGAAGAUGAGGUGCAGUCACUAAAACAGGCUCUUGAAGACAAUGACGACAACGAUGAUGAUGAUGGUGGUAAUGAUGAUUUACUUGAUCCUGACGGAAAGUUAUCAGCGCUGUAUGGAGAAGAGUGGAAAGAAAGAUCCACUCACAGCCUCAUGGACAACAAAUAUUUCAUAGAUAUUCCAGAGUUUCGAACAUCCAAGAUAAAAAUUUUGAAAAGUGACUCAGUGGGAGAGGUAGAGGUGAAGUGCAGUGAAAAGAGCAUCCUUGGUCGUUCUGUUCGGCCAGUAUGCAAACUGCAGUGGGUCCAAAAGAAAAUCAAGAAUGCAGUGAAGAAUGAAUUCAAAAAGCGGAAAACGAUUACGAAUCACUUCAGUGAGCAUUGUUUCAAAGUCUUCACAGUGAGCUCCAAAGAGUUCCUCAAAGGGGAGAAUGUAAAUUCAGAUGUCAAUGAAAUACUGAAACUCAAGGAAAUUUUGAAAAAUCUGAAUGAUGCUCAUUCAGAGACAUUAAACUAUGUGUCUGGAGCUCACGGGAUUCUGUCUUUGAUUCAAGGGGCCAGAAGUGGAGAAGUGGUUGAACAAAAAAAUGAUGUGUUUGCAAUCCUUGAGGGAAACUUGAGCAUCCAACUUAAUCAAGUCAAAAAAGCAAUUGAAGACAUUAUAAAAGCUUUUGAACAAUGCCUAAGUGAGGGAGUUGAAAAAUCCAAAAAAGCAUGUGAAAAAAAACUGAAGUCCUUCUUAUACCCUAGUAAAAAAACAAACAGAGCUUUUCACAUGACACUAAAGUCUGCAGUUAGGAAUGAUGGCAUCCAGAAACCAAAAAAAGGAAAACCUAAAAACCUCAACAUGAUAUUAGCGUCUUAUUUGACUGAAAGCAUUGAUGAAAAAUUCAGAGAUACCUUCCCAAACAACAUAAAAUGUGGACAUUUCAAUGGAGCCAUCGAUGCGUUUUCACUCAGCACUGAUUCACUGAUUGAAAAGUACAAAGAUGUCAAACUGCAACUGACAUUUCUCCAGACAGAGGGGGAAAAAAUGAAGACAAAGCUCAACAAAACCAUCCUCACACAAAAGAAAUUAAUCUACAACAGUUUGACAGAGACAAUCAAGGACAACAUGAAAGAAUGCUAUAAAGAAGCAGCAGCAUUUACAGGAAAAGGCACCCUGAAGAACAUGAGGGACACUAUUGAGAGACAUGUGCACUCAAAGAUGGACAUGUUUGAGGAAGCAAAAAAUGUCAUGUUGGAGCUCUUGAACGAUUUGAAGGAAACUGUCCUGAGGACACUGGAGAAAACCAUGAAGGAUUCCAUUGAACACUCACUUAAGUCGGAGGCCUGCUCACUGCCAGGUAAACAGAAUAUAUAA
Molecule: messenger RNA, 2094 nt
Organism: Neolamprologus brichardi
Lineage: Eukaryota; Metazoa; Chordata; Actinopteri; Cichliformes; Cichlidae
Source: RefSeq, a predicted model, not a curated record